This is a messenger RNA of Marmota monax (woodchuck), 360 nucleotides long. RefSeq names its product mitotic-spindle organizing protein 1-like. Gene Ontology annotation, biological process: gamma-tubulin complex localization; microtubule nucleation by interphase microtubule organizing center; mitotic spindle assembly. The record is from RefSeq and is a predicted model, not a curated record. Bases 1 to 246 code for a protein of 81 amino acids. Gene Ontology annotation, cellular component: centrosome; interphase microtubule organizing center; gamma-tubulin ring complex. NCBI's taxonomy places the organism in Eukaryota, Metazoa, Chordata, Mammalia, Rodentia, Sciuridae. The transcript has a single exon.
AUGGCAAAUGGCAGUGGCGCCAGGUCGUCGGGAACCUCAGCCGCGAAUUUGAAUGCGGUGAGGGAAACCAUGGACGUUCUGCUUGAGAUUUCAAGAAUUUUGAAUACUGGCUUAGAUAUGGAAACACUGUCUAUUUGUGUACGGCUUUGUGAACAAGGAAUUAACCCAGAAGCUUUAUCAUCUGUUAUUAAGGAACUUCGCGAGGCUACUAAAGCACUAAAGGCUGCUGAAAAUAUGACAAGCUGACUUUCUGGAGAGAUCCUGAGGAGAUAUGUCAAAUUCCUCAAGAGAAUUUGAAGAUUGCAUUUUAGUCAAGAAUGUACAGUGAAAUUACUGCAUGCAGCAGUGUAGAAAAAUUUU